CUAAAAAUGGCAGCAGAAAUACAUAUAAUCGGUCAAAUUGAAUCUGCUUAUGGUUUUGGUGAUAAUCGAGUAGCUUGUCGUUGGAGCUUGCAUUGUGGUCUGUUUAAACAAAUAAAAUUUCUUGGGCCAAAAAAUUUCAAAAAAAAAAAUUUUUUUUUAAUUAAAAAAGGAGGUGGUUGGAGAGUAAUAGAAGGAGAAGUAGAAAGGCAAACACAUACAGACUUGCCAGAAAGCUGGCCAAGAAUACUCGUAGAAGUGUGGCAUUAUGAUAAAUAUGGGCGUCAUUCAAUUUCUGGUUAUGGAAAUUGUUUUGUGCCGAGUUCACCUGGAGAGCAUAAAGUAGAGUGUCAUUGUUGGAGACCUAAGGGAAAUUUUAGGGAAGAAUUGACUCGGAGUUUUAUUGGAGGGGGAUUGCAGCUUCGUUCAGCUAAUAUUCUUUUAGGUAUUUAA
Molecule: messenger RNA, 450 nt
Organism: Meloidogyne enterolobii
Lineage: Eukaryota; Metazoa; Nematoda; Chromadorea; Rhabditida; Meloidogynidae
Source: the annotation of a GenBank genome assembly